CGUCCCCAUUGACAUAUUUUGGCGUCCACAUGCACACUUUGAUGGGUCAGCUGUGUUCGUCAGAGGAGGAGUUUUCUCAAGUGAAGGAUGUGAUUGGCUCUCUCCUGUUUGAUACCAUGUUAGAAGGCGGGGCCGUACCUGACCUUGCUGUUGUCCACCGUCUCGUGUUAGCUGAUCAUAAUGAACCACGUAACGCCAAAACUCGCCUCCAGGAACAACUGAAACAGUUGCAGGUCAACAUUGGAAAGAGGGCACCGACAUACCUGAGAGAUCUGAUUGGCCAUUUGGCGGGCUUCUCGCAUGAACCACGCCUGGCGGGGCUGGUGGGAUUAGUAGUUACCAUGGUGAUGGACAUGGCGUGCAUGUCAUCGGAGAAAUCACAAGGGGUGGCUGGGAAAUCAACCGGGUCUUCAUCAAGUCAGCAGAGAGUGUGGGAGCUGCAGGAGCUGAUGGAGGAGUAUCUGAAGCGCAGCAAGAUUAACCUGAGUGACAGGAAACGGCUGAUCGAUGACUCUGUCAGGCUGGAAGCUCAGCUCAGCUUCACCCUGACCCAAGUGAAGACCUGCUUGCUGGGGGGAGACUGUGACUCCAGGUCUCUGAGACUCUGGGCCAGCGGAGCAGUGUUUCACAUUCAGAUGUUGGUGCAUCUGGCUGGCUUGGAAGGCCAGGCAGAGCCCCGGGCUGCAGAGGCUGCACUGGACCAGUAUAAGGAAGACCUCGGACAGAUCAUCCCGGUUUACAGGUGUUAUAAGUCCAAUACAGUACGAGCGGUGAAGCGUCGAGGGGGACUUUUGGCAUCACAUGUCCCAUCCGGUGACGUUGGAGAAGAUGGUGCCAUGACGGGUGUCACGGUAACAGACAGAGAGACAGGAAAGAGUGUGACCAUCCCUCUGUCUGAUCUGGAGACAGAAACAGGUAGAAGAAGAAACACUUCCACACCUGUAAACCUGGACCUGAUCACCUCAGAUCAGUACGCUCAGGCUUAUCUGGACCAGCUCUUCUCCAAGAAGGGGCCUGUGGUGGAGCUGGAGAAUGACUUUAUCAAAGCAGUGACAUUCUGAGCCUUGUCAAAGCUGAUGUCCAAACAGUACCGGAACGAGAAAAACGACAUGAAGAACAAACAGAGGAUUAGUGCAAAAUCCGGGGCAAUGCAGAAA
Messenger RNA from Thalassophryne amazonica, 1157 nucleotides. RefSeq lists its product as uncharacterized. The record is from RefSeq and is a predicted model, not a curated record. NCBI's taxonomy places the organism in Eukaryota, Metazoa, Chordata, Actinopteri, Batrachoidiformes, Batrachoididae. The coding region runs from base 30 to 1061 and encodes 343 amino acids. The transcript has 7 exons.